GCGUCUGCGCUUGGAACGAGUUUCCCUUUUUUUAAAUCUUUUGUUUUGAAGUGUGCAGGUUCUACUCUAUCCUAAUCUUAAGGUUAUUGUGUGUUAUCAAUGCAGACUACAAGGAUCGUAUUGACAGAGUACUGAUAUGUUGACUUUCAUUGCAGAAUGUGAUGAUGCUGCACCUGCAACGCGAGCGAGAUGACCACCUCCGCCAGAUUCAGUCUCAGCUGCUGCUGUUCGAGUCCCAGCUGCGCCGCCGCCAGAAGGAGGUGGAAGCGCUGAUGAAGCAGAAGGACGCGACCGUCCGGCAGCAGCAGCACGUGAUCGUGUCGCUCUCGCGGGCGCUCAACAACAGCCUGCGGGCGCGCCAGGCGUCCGAGUCCUCCCCGAAGGCCCCGAAGGAGGACGCCGCCAAGGAGGACGCGGGCAGGGGCGAGGCGGGCGAGGACGGCCCCGGGAAGGCCGAGAAGCCGUCCAGCCUGCUCUUCACGUCCACCAAGAGCGACCCCGAGAGCCUCAACGACAGCGACAGCGCCAUCAUGCUCGAGGACAACUUCGACUCCCUGGUCCUCAUCCCGAUGGGCAAGGGCGAGGUCAAGGUGGUGAGGAGCGUGUCGGACGCCGUGGAGGUGGCCAACAGGCCCUCCUGCUGCGCCGCCCCCGGCCAGGACAUCCUCGCCGCGCCCUCCCCCGGCGCCGCCACCGCCUCGCUCCUGAAGCCCGGCUACAGCGGCGGCACGGGCCCGGGCUCCCUCUCGACGUCGCCCUCCUGCUCCAGCGAGGAGAGCGACGACAGCCCCUCCUGCACGCUCACCAAGGGCCGCGCCGAGCUGCUGCGGACGGUGUACAGCUUGGACGAGGAGGAGGUCUGCCACGCCCACACGGAGCGCGACUCCUUGCUGGGCGACGCCUCCAGCGCCACGCCCUCCAUCGCGCCCUCCCUCCACUCCAUCCUCAAGUCGUCCUCCCACUACGACUCCGACGCCACCCUGAGCGACGGCGAGAGCGACGACGCGGACGACGACGACGAGGAGCUCCGGCCGCUCGACGACUCCUGCGGCGACAGGCGGCAGCUGCUGGGGUCGUACGAGAAGCUCAACACUCUGGCGGCGACGGCGCCCGCGAAGGCCCGGCUGGACGAGGAGAUCCAGGUGACGUACAACCGCGUCAUGAGCAACCACAGAUCCGUUACCAAGCCCAAAGACGUCAAGUACAGACGCAUCAACAAGGCCAAGUCGCGCUCCUUGGAGGAGCUGCGAGGCAAGCUAAAGUACUGGACGGACCGGGGGGGGAAGCAGUCGCUCUCGGUCGACCUCGACAGUCAGUCCUUCGCCUAGGCGAGGCCAGAGCAGACGCCAUUAUCUCCCAGAGAGAUAGAUGAUGUCUCCCUCUCUUAUCUAUGCGGGCAUCAGCGCUUCGACCGUGAGCGCCAGUAGUCGCCUGGGCGACGCUACUUACAUAUCGACCUGCUGAAGGACUUGCGUCAUGUUGGUAACGCCUCCACCUCGAGCACGCGUCGGCCGCUGAGCUUCCAUCGCGUCUCCAUUCAGCCAGUCUCUCCAGAUCCAUUCCAGAUCCAUUCCCGGCGGAGGUCCUCCCCCACAACGCGCUCGUUGUGCGGAGUCGAGGCCCGGCCCCAACACGCUCGGAUUUCUACUCGCCUCCAGUGUUACCAAACGUGGUGUUAGCCUAUGGUAUGUACAUACGUGAAGAAGGAAUGUGUACAUAGAGUGAUACAAAGGGAAACUGCGGCCCGAGAGAAGGCACGACUUCCUCGGCCCGCGUUGUGUGAGGUUGCAUCCCCCAGUUACGCGGUUCAGUGUGUGCGAAUCACGAUACGGAAAUCUCGAAUCGAUAUCACCAAUACCUUCGAGUGUGUUUCAUCUUUCUUUUUAAAAAAAGGAUUAAAUCAGACAAUUAAAGAAAAUAGAAGAAACCCACGGAAGUGAAGAAUCGCCACACCCUCAACACACCAACUUUUACAAUUGCUCUGUAUAAAGUCUGACAAGAAAUUGGGAGUGAAACGAAAUCCACUCCGACCUUUUCCCUCCGCUAGUCUGACGGUUUGCGAAGCCCGGCGCUCAGCUCGCCUCGCAGACUCGAAUCCACGAUACUCUUCUCAGUAUAGAAAUGUAUAUUUAUCUCUUUCUUCCUAUGGAGUGAUGUUAGUUUUUUUUUCUUUUUUUUUUCUCUUUUUUUUAUUAUCUGUGUGUGUGUGUAUUUUCACCCAUUCAGAAACGUGUCGAGUGGGUAGACUCGAUUAUUUCUCUAGUAGUCUUUUUCGAAAUUAGUCUCGAAACCAGCUAUGUCUUUGGCAGUGUUUUAGUGUGGCAUUUUUGAUCAGUUUUGAUCUGGCGAUUAUCUUUGUUUUACUAUUUAUGAUAAUGACAUAAUCUUAUGUCACAUUCCAAAGUGCACUUUCAGUACAUUUAAAAAAAAAAGUCAAUUAUUUUUAGGUAUAAUAAAUAUCUCUGGACAUCAUGCCACACCCAAAAUAAAAAAUGAAAAUCACAGAACCAACUCCUUCUAUCCAAGUAUAUAUCAACAGAUGCCAAGAUAUAUAUAUAAAACCUGCCAUCAGUGUAUUCCAUUGGGUGAUACAAGAUACCCCCCCUGUCUCCCAUCUCCCCACCUGCAAAAAAACGUUAUGAUCUGUAAAGAGUAUUUAGUUUUCUUCUUUUUUUAUUGCCUUCAUCACAGCUUCUUUUCCGCGCGUUUGUUUCUCUCUCCAGACUCUACAACACCUACAACGACUCUCCUUUAAAAAUAAAAAGCCUCCUUGGUUCCAGAAUACACACUGUUAUACAUAUACGAACAAAUCUGCCUUGAACUUCAUUUCCAAAAGCAUCCAUACAAUAGGUUCAUAGAGUCCACACAACAACAUGUGUAAUAUUUUUUUGACAUUGUGGCCCCAGUCUAUUCUUUCUGCUAUUACUGAAGCUUUAAAUGAAACUUUAAUUUAAAAAAAACAGUGUUAAUUAGAAUGUUCCUGUGGAUAUAUCCAUACUCUGUCAUGUAUGUAUUGUAAAUAUAGUAUUGAUAUUUGUGAUAUGUAAUAUAAUUAUAUGAGUA
Messenger RNA from Penaeus indicus, 3063 nucleotides. RefSeq lists its product as uncharacterized. The record is from RefSeq and is a predicted model, not a curated record. The transcript has a single exon. Lineage: Eukaryota; Metazoa; Arthropoda; Malacostraca; Decapoda; Penaeidae. Bases 162 to 1328 code for a protein of 388 amino acids.